Messenger RNA from Talaromyces amestolkiae, 1002 nucleotides. RefSeq lists its product as uncharacterized. NCBI's taxonomy places the organism in Eukaryota, Fungi, Ascomycota, Eurotiomycetes, Eurotiales, Trichocomaceae. The transcript is spliced from 3 exons. Bases 1 to 1002 code for a protein of 333 amino acids. The record is from RefSeq and is a predicted model, not a curated record. Gene Ontology annotation, molecular function: hydrolase activity.
AUGGCUCUCCAACUCUAUCCCGAUAUCAGUAAAUCCACUACCACAUCCGACGGCACAACAUACGCCUACAUUCGCAUCCCAGCCGCAACACCAGCAAAUCCCACCUUCUUACUUCUCCACGGCUUCCCAAGCUCAAGUUUCGAAUGGCGACAUAUGGUGCCUCGGUUGAGAGAAAAAGGGUAUGGCAUCGUUGCACCUGAUUUGUUGGGCUAUGGAGAUACGAAUAAGCCUGUGGAAGUAGAAGCGUAUUCACAUAAGCGGAUGUCGGAUCAGAUUAUUGAGAUUCUGGAGGUUGAAGGGUUGAAGAAGGUUAUUGGUGUUGGGCAUGAUUGGGGCUCUGCAUUUCUCUCUACAAUUGCUCUAGCUCAUCCUUCCUACUUCUCUGGCAUCGCCUUCUUAGCAGUCGGUUACGUUCCUCCCGCACCAUUUCAGAUCGACUUUAUCAAUUCCCUCUCCGAGCAAUAUUUCGGACACGAGUGCUACGGAUACAUGAAAUUCUUCAACGAGGAUGGCGCCGCUGCAAUCGUAGACGCCAAUGCGCCUUCCCUAACCUCGCUACUAUAUUCUACAACGCCUGAAGGUUGGAGAAUUCAUAUGGGCCCUGCAGGUGCUGCCAAAGAAUGGUUGAGCACCGGAAAAGUCGCGCCUCCACCCUCGUGGAUGACUCAGGAGGAGAACGAAACUCAUAUACGAAUUUUUAAGAAGGGAGGAUAUACUGGACCACUAAACUGGUACAAAUCAUACAUCCGCGGCAUCGAUGAACCAUUCUACUCAAAAUUCAGAACCGACGAGAGCAAAAACCUUGACAUCCCCGCUCUGUUAGUCACAGCCGAGUACGAUUAUGUAUGCCAUGCGGCUUUCCAGAAACCUGGGUUUGAGAAGCAUCUCAAAAAUGGUCGCGUUGAGCAAUUUGCUUGCAGUCACUGGAUUCCGAGCGAGAAACCGGAUGAGACUGUUGCGUUGUUGGAUGAGUGGAUUGGUAGUAUCGGUAUCACUGUUUGA